CUAGCCCACUUCAAUCAGUCUAGCGAAUUCGGUUAUUUGGCCAAGAGCAGAGCGAAUUCAAACACUUGCGGAAUGUCCUAUUUCUUGCUGCUGCUGUUGACUGCACUUGUUGCCGCCGACUGGCCCGACGGUGGAUGGGAUGACUGCAAACAGCCGCCAGAGUACGGCAGCUGCCACUCCCACGUCCGCAUGUGGUACUACAAUCCCAAGACCAGGAGCUGCAAACCCUUCGACUAUUCGUCCUGCGGCGGCAACUCGAAUCGCUUCUUCACCAAGACCGAGUGCUUCGACCACUGUGCACCGCAGCGCGCACCUAAAUUUAAUAGCUGAUCGAAUUUAAACGACGAAGCAGAGCCAAUGCCCGAGGCCCAAGCGAUUUCCAGGCGACUAAAACUAAGUUUUUGGGUUAAUGCAUAUUCAGAUGUGUGUAUUAAAUAUACAUGCAUAUUAUUAAUAUGUGUAUACACGUAUUUAUCUACACGUAUUGACAGAGUUCAUUAAGCUUCAAGUUUGUCUUACGCGACUAUAACAUACUCUGUACUGAGCUAGAGAUUUACUCAAUUAUUAAUUAAUUAAUGAUUUUUUGGUUUAUUUUUCACUAUUAUUGAACAUUUAUAGUAACUAUUUAU
Drosophila mojavensis is the source of this 629-nucleotide messenger RNA. RefSeq names its product kunitz-type serine protease inhibitor homolog delta-dendrotoxin. Bases 73 to 330 code for a protein of 85 amino acids. Gene Ontology annotation, molecular function: serine-type endopeptidase inhibitor activity. The transcript has 2 exons. NCBI's taxonomy places the organism in Eukaryota, Metazoa, Arthropoda, Insecta, Diptera, Drosophilidae. The record is from RefSeq and is a predicted model, not a curated record.